Messenger RNA from Pangasianodon hypophthalmus (striped catfish), 1949 nucleotides. RefSeq names its product solute carrier family 35 member F6 (gene slc35f6). Gene Ontology annotation, biological process: transmembrane transport. The transcript has 6 exons. Lineage: Eukaryota; Metazoa; Chordata; Actinopteri; Siluriformes; Pangasiidae. The record is from RefSeq and is a predicted model, not a curated record. Gene Ontology annotation, cellular component: intracellular membrane-bounded organelle; membrane. Gene Ontology annotation, molecular function: transmembrane transporter activity. The coding region runs from base 118 to 1245 and encodes 375 amino acids.
ACUCAGCUGACCGUACGGUCAUGUGACUGCUGGCUACAUCGUUAGCUUCGUGAGUGAAGGAUUGGAAACGCGAGCAGCAGAAGAGUUUAAUGCUGGCUCUGCUCUUAGGGGUUCAUCAUGACCUGGACGAAGUACCAACUCUUUCUGGCUGGUUUAAUGCUCACUACGGGCUCCAUCAACACUCUGUCCGCGAAAUGGGCUGACAUGUUUUCUGCUCCUGGUUGCUCUGGUGCCCCUGAUCACAGCUUCUCCCAUCCCUUCUUGCAGGCCGUGUGCAUGUUUUUGGGUGAGCUGAGCUGUCUCGUUGUUUUCUACCUCCUCAUCUGUCACGACCGGCGCAAACCGGCGCCCACAAUAGAUCCAGGUCAGAGCUUCAACCCCCUCCUCUUCCUCCCGCCCGCUAUCUGUGACAUGGCAGGAACCUCCAUCAUGUAUGUGGCACUAAACAUGACCAGUGCCUCCAGUUUCCAGAUGUUACGGGGAGCGGUGAUCAUCUUCACCGGCCUGCUGUCGGUGGCUUUCCUGGGUCGUCGGCUGCUGCCCAGUCAGUGGAUCGGGAUUCUGAUCACCAUCCUGGGCCUGGUGGUGGUCGGACUCGCUGAUUUCAUGAGCGGCAACAGAGAUGACGAGCACAAGCUCAGUGACGUCAUUACAGGUGACCUUUUGAUCAUCAUGGCGCAGAUCAUCGUGUCCGUACAGAUGGUCCUGGAAGAGAAGUUUAUUUAUAAGCACAACGUUCAUCCUCUGAAGGCAGUCGGGACUGAAGGCUUUUUUGGUUUCGUCAUCUUGACCAUCCUCCUCAUCCCGAUGUUCUACAUCCCGGCCGCGAGCUUCGGCAGCAACCCGCGGCAGGUUCUGGAGGACGCGCUGGACGCUUUCUGCCAGAUCGGCCACAAGCCGCUCAUCAUACUGGCGCUGCUGGGCAACACGGUGAGCAUCGCGUUCUUCAACUUCGCCGGCAUCAGCGUGACCAAAGAGAUCAGCGCCACCACGCGCAUGGUGCUGGACAGCCUGCGCACGCUGGUCAUCUGGGUGGUGAGUCUGGCGCUGGGCUGGGAGUCGUUCCACGGCCUGCAGAUCCUCGGCUUCCUCAUCCUGCUGCUGGGCACGGCGCUCUACAACGGACUCCACAAGCCCGUGAUGGCCAGGCUGCCCUGCUGUUCUGGAGAGCGGGAGACAGAAACGGGAGACGCAGACGAGAGAGAGAGACUGGUGAGCGCAGGCAGAGCUGCACAGGAGAGCUAAUGAUGAACGGACAACAAAACGUGUUGCAGACUCGGCAUCAGCUCUCUCUUCUCUGUUUUCAUUGAGCACUGACCUGACUCGAUACACGUGGACUUCCAGGGAACAUGACUGACCUCUCUGGGUUUUGCGUUUUUAACUUUUUUUUUUUUUUUUAAUCUUCUAAAUCACUUGACCAGUAGGACUGACAGUAGAAGAGAAAUCUGCGGGCUGAUAUCUGACGAUCACUGACAUAAGGGCACUGAGCAGUCAAUUUAUUGACUAUUUCUCAUAAUGCCAUAUUGGAUUUACUAACGGUUUAAAAAGGGAUGGUGAAAAUUUUUUUGUUAUUUUAAAAUAACAUUUUAAAAUUUUUUUAAGUAAUUUUAGUAUCCUAGAGGGCAAAAUACUCAUUUCAUUUUAAUAACACUGUGCUUCUUUUUGGCCAGUAAUGUGCCACCUUUUGAAAAUGUGGGCAUUUUUAUUUUCUCUGUACCUCUUGUAACUGUAAGUGUGUUAUACAUGUAUAUUUUAUAACAGACGGUCCUCAAUGUAUCAGUCAGAAUAACAGUAUUCGAUAUAAAAUAGAAGUAAAACAGUGAAAUUCAGUCAUUAUCAACAUCUCCUGUCCUUGAAUGAGAACAUCCAUGUCUGUGUUCAGUCACCUUGAUGGCUUUAACAUGUUUUGGUGUGAAUCUCCGUUUUAAUUAAAUCACCUGUUAAUUUUU